AUGACCCCCUUCUUAUUUUGUAUUGUAGUAAUGAUUUAUUUGCUGUUGGUAGUAGAAGAAAUGUAUUGUCAAAAUAUAACCGAGGAACAAGAAACGUUUACCGAAGAUUCGACUGAUUUGUUCCCUGAAGGACGCAGGUUUAUUAUAGUGCCGAAAGAUAGUGAGAGUCAUAAAACUAUAGAUCGAAAAACUGGAGGAGGUGGUGAUUCCAAAAUACAUAAAAUGUUUCCUAAUUCAUCCGAGAGUAGACGAGGACAACGAUUACACUGUUAUCAAUGUGAAUCAAAAACAGUUGAUUUCGAAUUUGAUCCAUGUGGUGCACAGUUUUGGAAAUACAAUAUAGAAGCAGCUAAGGUUGGAUAUGAUGUUGAAUGUGCAAAUGGAACAGAUACAUUUUGUGUAAAAAUGAUAAUAAAUGAAGGUUCGGCUACUACAACACGUCGUGGAUGCAGCGGUCCAACAGAUGAUGAUGAUAAUGAAAUUCAAAUUGGUUGUAUAACCGUUAUUGCACAUUUGGACACAAUGUUAUGUGUAUGUCGAGAUAAUUUAUGUAAUUUUAGUGAACGAUUACAAAAACCUAUUAACGCUAUUAUUAUUCAUGUAAUUGUUUUGUCAUCUACGCUAUCAUCGUUAUUAGUUUGGUAG
Messenger RNA from Chrysoperla carnea, 645 nucleotides. RefSeq lists its product as uncharacterized. The record is from RefSeq and is a predicted model, not a curated record. Gene Ontology annotation, biological process: regulation of synaptic transmission, cholinergic; sleep; positive regulation of voltage-gated potassium channel activity. Bases 1 to 645 code for a protein of 214 amino acids. The transcript is spliced from 3 exons. Lineage: Eukaryota; Metazoa; Arthropoda; Insecta; Neuroptera; Chrysopidae.